AUGUUUGAUUGUUAUUUUAGAUUAGUGUUCUUCAUAGCUAUAAUUAUACACAAUUCUCAGACUCAGGAAACAGAUUCCGUAAAUGAUGAAAAGGAUAAAAUUGACUUCGAGGGAUUUCGAGGUUAUAAAUACUCUACUGAAGCUGCAGUAGAGGCAAAUAUGUAUACACUGGUAGGAGAUGGUGCUUUUGUGUUUCCUUCUGAAUUAAAGCCGUUGGAAAAUAGCAUUCACUUAGCAUACACUUCUACAACACAGGCGGAUAUAGAUAACACAGAUCCACAAGGGAAUGUUAAGUUCUGCGAGACAACAGUUUACGGCUGCUGUUUGGACGGUGAGACUCCAGCGCAUGGGCCUCAGAACGAAGGCUGCUGUUUGCGAUCCAGAUUCGGUUGCUGUCCCGAUAACUAUAAGCCGGCUGAAGGAACGCAUCUUGAAGGCUGUAGCUGUAUGAAUGCCCACUUUGGAUGCUGCCCAGAUAAUGUAACAAUCGCUCGAGGAACUAAAUACGAGGGUUGUGGCUGUCAAUACUCUCUCCAUGGCUGCUGCCCUGACAAGCUCACUCCAGCCACUGGUGUAGACUUUGAAGGUUGUGGAUGCCAUACGUAUCAGUUUGGAUGUUGUCCUGACGGUAUCACCAUCGCCAUAGGGCCAUAUCUACUGAACUGUUUCUGCCAAGAAACUAUAUACGGUUGCUGUGGAGAUGCUGUCACCGAGGCUAAAGGACCCAAUAAAGAAGGAUGCGAUUGUUCUAGUAGCAAAUAUGGAUGCGAUGCUGAUGGUAUUACUGAGGCUGGUGUCUACAAGUUUCAAAAUAAUACAGUCAUACUAAAUAUAAAUGAAGAUGAAUGUAACCUCUCUCUGGAGCGUGGUUCGUGUGCUGGUAACUUUCUCCGCUGGGGCUACGAUCCCAACUCGCGCCGCUGCUCUCAGUUCAUUUGGGGAGGUUGUGGUGGUAAUACCAACAGAUUCAACUCAGAAGCCGCCUGCAUGCAUCGGUGCAACCCUCCAGGCGCUCUACAAGCGGAAUGCAUUCUUCCACAAGAGGCAGGCAACUGCACUGAAAAGCGGCCUGUCUGGUCUUUUAGUCAGACUAGCAACAAAUGCGUGCCCUUCCAUUACACAGGCUGUGGAGGCAACGUUAAUCGAUUUAACAGUGUAAAAGAGUGCGCCAGCGCAUGUCCAAAACAGAAGGAAGACAUAUGCACUCUUCCUCUUCUAUAUGAAAAAUGUGAUCACUGUGACCCGCGUUGGUUUUAUGACAUAACGACUAGAAGGUGUAGAAUGUUUUUCGGAAAUGGUAGAAAUGCAAACAAUUUUGGCAACAAAGAAACGUGCAUGAAUCAAUGUGAAGAAAAAUUCGGGUUAGAAAUUGUGCGUCCCGAGACAGAAAAGCCCAGCGUCUGUCAGCUGGAACGAAAUAGUGGGCCGUGCUCUGAUACCUUAAAUCGAUGGGGUUAUGAUACUCAGAGAGAUGCCUGUGUGCAGUUCCAAUACGGGGGUUGUGGGGGCAACAAGAAUAACUUCCCAUCAAAGGAGAUGUGCCAUCGCCAAUGCAUGUUGCAAGAUAUAUGCAAACUACCUACAGUCAAAACUUCUUGUAAUAGUAGUGGCACUGAGUGGUUUUAUGAUGCAGCUACUGACUCCUGCACCCUUUUUGGUGAAAAUAUUUGUGGAAACAAUGAAAAUAGUUUCGAAACACUGCUGGAUUGCGAACGUCGGUGCAAAACAGGAACAUUUGUUGAGUACGAAGUCGAAUUUCCGCGUUUUAUAGCGAGUAUUUGUGAGAUAUCCACCAAUCUAGAGGAGUGUAAGAAACCUGGCAAGGUUUGGUACUUCAAUGUGACUAACGGGACUUGUGUUUCCUUUGACAAUGCAGACUCUGGACGCUCAUGUAGGAUCACAGCUACGUUUGCUUCUGAAGAAGGUUGUCAGAGAGAAUGUGGAUUUUACCAAGAUAUAAAUGUUUGCAGCUAUCCGAAGGACUCGGGGCCCUGUCAUGAGACUGUAGAAAAAGUAUACUAUAAUUCAGAAGAGGCUCGAUGCGAAAACUUUAUUUAUGGCGGAUGCCGCGGCAGUCCUAAUCGCUUCUCUAGUAUUAAGGAGUGUAACUAUAUAUGUAGACCACAUGCAAAUCCUUGUCAGCUAAAUCCUGAUGUAGGAGAUUGUACGGACCACAUCGCUCAAUGGUACUAUAACGAAGUUGAAGAUAAAUGUUUUAAAUUUAUUUACAGUGGAUGCAAAGGAAAUAGUAACAGGUUCCAAACACAAGAAGAUUGUGAAAAAAAAUGUCUCCAUAACGAAUUACGCGCUUUUUUGUGA
This is a messenger RNA of Pieris macdunnoughi, 2319 nucleotides long. The record is from the annotation of a GenBank genome assembly. Lineage: Eukaryota; Metazoa; Arthropoda; Insecta; Lepidoptera; Pieridae.